GCGCAUACUUUCACUCUCACGCUGUUAUCGUUCAGGUGUUCGCCUUGGUCAAGUGCGUUUGCCAGCCAUCUGUUAUCAUAAAUUAUCGAUGCAAAUAAGUUACUGUGAGUAUAUCAGGUUAAACAGGUUGAACUUGUCGAGGUUUCAGCCGCACAAAUGCACUUGCAGCACCAAGAAACUACACGCGGAAGUAAAUCUGUCUGUUUAUAUGCUUCAUGAAGUCUUUUACCUAAAGGAUUAAUGACCUUUAACAAAAGACACAAACAUGAACAGUCAAAAGUUAAUGAGGUUAAUCAUCGGUGGCUUGGUGAUUGUUGCCAUGAUGAAAAUAUUCUUAAGCCUCAGCUCAAGCAAAGGCGCAAGUGGAAAGACACACCAAGUCAUACAAGGUGGUAAGUUCUGGGCUAGCCAGCGUAUUCCACAGCUGAAUUUGGAUAAAAAUCAGGAGGAUCCUGUCAAAAUAGAACAUGCAGACCCAGAGGUUGACCCAGAGGUUGACCCAGAAGUUCACCCAGAGGUUCAGCCAGAGAAAAAAGACACGAUUCAGUCAAAGGAAGAGGAGUUGGAACCAGAAAUUCCUGACAAUACACCGAAAGAUCCACUAAAGAUUGUGCACUUGGAUCUGAAAGGUGCACCACCCAAAGUCAAAUAUCUCAGAGAGAUAUUCCCUCUACUGUCAUCUCUGGGUGCUAAUGGGAUAUUGCUGGAAUAUGAGGAUAUGUUUCCCUAUGAGGGGAAACUCGCAAUUCUCAAAUCAAGCUUUGCAUACAGUCCGGAAGAUAUAGAGGAAAUUAAGUCACUGGCCAAACAGCACAAGCUUGAACUAAUUCCUCUGGUGCAGGUGUUCGGACACAUGGAGUUUGUGUUAAAACACGAGAAGUAUUUCAGAUUGAGAGAAGUGGAAACGUUUCCCAAUAGUAUAAACCCUCUGGCCCCAGGAAGCAUUGACCUUGUUCAAGACAUGUUAACGCAAGUUAUGAACAAGCACCCGGAAGCAGAGUGGUUCCACAUUGGUGCUGACGAGGUGCGUGGGCUGGGCGAGAGCGAAGAUUCCAAGCGCUGGUUGGAAGCCAACAAUGGAGACAUGGCAAAGCUGUUCUUCAAUCAUGUGACCGCAGUGGGGAGAUUUAUGACCAAUCUGAAGAGAGGAAUCAAGCUGAUCUUGUGGGAUGACAUGUUUAGGAAGCUCAGCUCCGACUCUAUUAAAGCAUCGGGAUUGCAAGAUCUCGCAUCGCCCAUGAUCUGGACGUACAGCCCAAACAUGGAUGUGAAAGCGAUCGGUAAUUAUAUCGCUAAGUAUGAGGAGGCUGGAUUUCAUCACGUGUGGUUUGCUAGCGCUUUUAAAGGAGCCUCUGGAAUUGACCAGAUGUGGACUCCAAUUGAUCACCAUUUAAAAAACCACCUACAGUGGCAACAAGUCAUUACGUCAAUGCCGCAGUACAAGUCUGUGAGAUUUCAAGGCAUUGUGCUGGCUGGCUGGCAGAGGUAUGAGCAUCACACUGUGCUGUGUGAGCUUCUCCCUGUGGCCAUCCCUUCACUGGCUGUCUGUCUUCAGACACUGAAAUAUGGUUCAUUUGAUGCCAAGGCACAGAGUGAGGUACAACGCAUCCUUGGCUGUGAAAUUGAGCUAAGCAACAAUGAGUGUAAGGGUGUGUCCUUUCCUGGCUCAGAUGUUUAUGAAAUGGUGAAGAAGAUCAAAAACAACCUUGACAGCUCAGUCAAAAAGAUCAUGGACAGCUACCACGUCAGGGGAUCAUUCAGUUCUUAUAAUCGCAAACAUAACUUUGCAAACCCACGAAAUCUUGGAUUUUUCAAAGAUGAUCUGAAAAAGUUGAUGAAUGAAUGGGAUUCCUUUUUACUAUCUUUCCGGCAAAGUAUGGAGGCUAUCUUCUACCCAGACACAUUAGAGGAGUGGUUGGAAGAGAACGUCAACGAACACAUAGAAAGACUUGGUGAAAUGGUGGUUGACGUAGAACGAAUCAUUGCACUCAAUGGGAAGCCAAAGGCAGAUCCCGUAAAAACUAGGUGAAACAGACAACCAGACCAACAGGAAGGACAUUCCAAAAUGUGACUUUCAAACCUGUUGUGCUCAGUAAUGGGUGUUUUUUUCCAUCUCAGGAAUCUUGCUUAUUUCUUGAAGGCCUCAAUGGAAGUGAUAACACUAAAAAAAAUGCAGUACUCUAAAAAAAAAACCAAAAAAAAACCUCUAAUUACACUAUGUAUGCACUUCUUGAAGAAGUGGACUCUCUACACUGUGCAUUGAUGCUGUUUUCGUACUUGAGUUAAUGUAAAUGAUUUACCUCUGCAGUUAAAUUGGUACUACUAAUUUUUUUUAUUAUCAUAAAUGUCUAGGGAUCAAACUUCAUCUCUUUAACAUGCAAGGUGUAUUUUGUACAUUUGUGUCAUUUGGGAAGCCCGAAUAUUGUGCAAUUAUGCUCAAAGGCAAAAUGUGCAAUCCUUAAGAAAUGUUAUAAUUGAGUGCCUCAAUAAAGAUACUAGGUGUCUUUUAACACUGUUACAACAGCGUUCUUAUAGUUCUACAAAUGUUCAGUUUAGGUGUAGAAAAGCAUUAAAAGUGAAAACCUGCUGGUCCUGGAGCUUAUAUUACAUUUACAGCCACUCAACAUGAUUUGCUUGAAAUAGUUUCAUUUCUGUGUCUCGAGGGGUUUACAAUGUAGAAUAAAAAAAAACGGUGGAAGUUA
This is a messenger RNA of Ctenopharyngodon idella (grass carp), 2702 nucleotides long. Its product is annotated as beta-N-acetylhexosaminidase. The record is from RefSeq and is a predicted model, not a curated record. Gene Ontology annotation, biological process: carbohydrate metabolic process. The transcript is spliced from 14 exons. Gene Ontology annotation, molecular function: hexosaminidase activity. NCBI's taxonomy places the organism in Eukaryota, Metazoa, Chordata, Actinopteri, Cypriniformes, Xenocyprididae. The coding region runs from base 266 to 2029 and encodes 587 amino acids.